AUGUCUGGAGAAUUUAGCGACACUGCUUAUGAAGGCUCGCCAGGGAUCGUCUAUGCUGCUUCCUUUAACUUGAGCUAUGUUUUUAACACGACCAACAGCUCGUACGAGGACUACCUCCACCUGUCAGACUCUGAGAAAGCUGACUCUGUGGGAGAUGGAGCCGCUGUUGUAAGGAUUAUCAUCUCGAUCAUUUACUCUCUGGUUUGCGCGCUGGGUCUGGUUGGAAACUUGUUGGUCUUGUACUUAAUGAAGUCUAAACAUGUGUGGAAAAAAUCCUCCAUCAACCUUUUCGUAACUAGUUUGGCGGUGACUGACUUCCAGUUCGUCCUGACUCUGCCCUUCUGGGCUGUGGAAAACGCUUUGGACUUCACUUGGCUUUUCGGCAAAGCGAUGUGCAAGAUAGUGUCCUAUGUGACGGCAAUGAACAUGUACGCCAGCGUUUUUUUCCUGACCGCCAUGAGCGUGGCGAGGUACUGGUCACUCGCGUCUGCCCUGAAAGGCAGGCGGAGGCGGGCUCACUGCUGUUCCGCGCGGUCCAUCACCGUUAUCAUCUGGGUUUCCGCAGUCUCCGCCGCUCUGCCGCACGCGGUUUUCUCCACGACGGUGACAGUUUCCAACGAGGACCUGUGCCUCGUCAAAUUCCCGGAAACCAACGGAUCGGCGCAGUUUUGGCUCGCGCUCUAUCACUCUCAAAAAGUGUUGCUUGGCUUCGUGGUGCCUCUGGGCAUCAUCUCAGCCUGCUACCUGCUCCUUUUGCGCUUCAUCACCUCCAAAAACAUCAACACCUCGAGCGCCAAGCGACGCGCCAAAGUCACAAAGUCCGUCACCAUAGUGGUCUUGUCCUUCUUUCUUUGCUGGCUGCCCAACCAGGCUCUCACAGCCUGGGGCAUCCUCGUGAAACUCAACGUGGUUCACUUCAGUUAUGAGUACUACAGCAUGCAAGUGUACGUGUUCCCCGUGUCCGUGUGCCUUGCGCACUCCAACAGCUGCCUGAAUCCCAUCCUGUACUGUCUUAUGAGGCGGGAGUUCAGAAAAGCGCUGAAAAAACUCUUCUGGCGGAUGACAUCGCCGACUCUGACCACCUUAAGACCGAUCACAGCCACCACAAAGCCGGAGGCGGACGAGCAAGGGCAGGUCCUGGUCCCCGUGUGCGCACCCGAGGAGCCCGCAGUGGUGUUUUAUCCUCCAGGGGAAGUGAUUUACAAUGACAGGCGAGACCUACCCCAGAACAGCGCUUAA
Molecule: messenger RNA, 1239 nt
Organism: Neolamprologus brichardi
Lineage: Eukaryota; Metazoa; Chordata; Actinopteri; Cichliformes; Cichlidae
Gene: rxfp3
Product: relaxin family peptide receptor 3
Biological process (GO): calcium-mediated signaling; immune response; cell chemotaxis
Cellular component (GO): external side of plasma membrane; membrane
Molecular function (GO): C-C chemokine receptor activity; C-C chemokine binding
Source: RefSeq, a predicted model, not a curated record